Molecule: messenger RNA, 1377 nt
Organism: Sphaerulina musiva SO2202
Lineage: Eukaryota; Fungi; Ascomycota; Dothideomycetes; Mycosphaerellales; Mycosphaerellaceae
Product: Peptidase_M24-domain-containing protein
Exons: 2
Coding region: 1-1377 (458 amino acids)
Molecular function (GO): manganese ion binding; metalloaminopeptidase activity
Source: RefSeq, a predicted model, not a curated record
AUGGAUUUCAACGGAGGAGUGGACAAGUAUCCGGCAAAAUCACAUGCGAGAAGGGUUGCAGAGAAGCUCAAUGUCUGCGAAGGCGUCAUCCUCCUGGCGGCCACGAACGCAAGAAAUUGGCCCAACUCGGAUAUGCCAGCACCUUUUCGUCAAGAUCGCUAUUUCUACUACCUGACAGGAUGCAACGAGGCUGAUACGUUCGUCACCUAUGAUAUUGGUGAAGAUCUUUUGACAUUAUGGUUACCUACCAUCGACAAGGCACGCGUCCUCUGGUAUGGUCGAGGCAGCACUGUGGAGGAAGCGCUGGAGAAGUAUGAUAUAGAUGCAGCCCACUAUAUCAAGAGUAAGCCCGGUAGCUCGAUCGACGAGCUCGCAUUGAGAACAUGUGUCAAUGUCCACGGCACCAAACCCGUUGACACGAAGCCAUUGCGGCAUGCCAUCGACGCGUGUAGAGUGAUCAAGGAUGAGCAUGAGAUCGCCUUGAUCCGACGCGCCAACGACAUCACAGCGGAGGCCCAUAUCAGUAUCAUGAAAGGUAUACAUACCUUCAAGACCGAGGCGGAAGUAGAAGCGGCCUACACGCAAGUGUGUAUUGCAAAGAAUGCGAAGACGCAAGCCUACGACCCUAUAGUUGGCGCUGGGCCCAACGCAGCCGAAUUGCACUACUCCCGGAACUCAGCAGCAUUCGGCAAUGGACAGACUAUCGUUGUGGAUGCUGGCUGCGAGGCCGGCAGAUAUGCUGCAGAUGUGACUCGCACUCUUCCUCUAAAUGCCAAGCAUCUCGGCUACUGGCCCUCAAAGGAAGCGGAGAACAUCUACAAGCUCGUGGAGAAGAUACAGGAGGCCUGCAUCAAGCAAGUGCUUCCUGGCAACCAGUUCGUGAAGACGUUCUGGUAUGCCCAUGAGCUGGUGAUUGAAGGACUCUUGGAGCUCGGCAUCCUCGUGGGUGGUUCAGUGGCCACCAUCUACGCAGCGGGGACGUCGCAGGCAUUUCUGCCGCACGGAUUGGGCCAUCAUGUCGGGCUGGAAGUACAUGAUGUUUCGCCCGAUUCACCUCCGCCACUCGCAGACGCGAGCAUGGUACAAGGAGCGCUCAGUCCUUUGCUGCAUGCUGUAGAUGCCCCAUUGCUGGAACCGGGAAUGGUCAUUACGGUGGAACCGGGGAUCUACUUCAACAAGUUCUUACUCGACAAUUUCUUUCUUAAUGAUCCAAAGCAUCUGAAACAUAUUGAUCUGAAGGUACUCGAGAGAUAUAUGCAAGUCGGGGGUGUGCGCAUCGAAGACGAUAUCUUAGUCACGAAGCACGGUUAUGAGAAUGUCACGACGGCGCCGAAGGGUGAUGCGAUGCUCAAGAUUAUUCGCGAGGCAUCUGCAUGA